AUGGCGGCAAUUGUUGUAUUGAGCGGCCAGGUUCGAAAGCAUCCCAAUGAUCUCAAGUCUAAUGGAUUUUAUCCAAAUCAACAACCCCAUGUUAUUGAGAAAACAGCUGCAUCCGAAGUGUGUUUAUCAGUUUCUAACAACGAAAAGAAGGAGGGAGAACGAGAAAGUGAGAAAUCUAAAGAUGAAGUUGAUGUUAUUAGUAGUCGGCUAGAAGAGAUUUUAUUUGUCUCCCAAGAACCCAAAUUGUUAUCAGAAGAACAGCUGAGAGUUAAUGGUCGGUUGCAGGAAGAGGAGAUACAAGCAAUGGAGGCUAUAUAUGGUGAAAAUUUCAUUGUACUUGAUAGACAAGAUGGCUUACGGUCAUUCCAGAUAUAUAUACAUAUUGAUGUUCCCAGUGAACUUAUAGUGUAUACUAAGAUUGGCUCAUGUGAUGGAGAAGUCGAAUUUAGCAAAUUAGGCAGUGAAACAAUCGCAACACCUGUUAAUUCCAACGAAUCAUUCAAAGUUCAGUAUCUUCCCCCAAUAUUAUUAACAUGUUUACUAUCCAAGGCAUACCCAAGCCAUUCUGCUCCUUGUUUUACUAUUUCUGUUCAGUGGCUGGAUGCUAUGAGGAUAUCUAGCUUGUGUAAAAUGUUGGAUACGAUUUGGACGGAUCAAUCAGGGCAGGAAAUUGUUUAUCCAUGGGCGGAUUGGAUACAGAAUUCAUCUCUCUCCUACUUAGAGUUUGGUAAUAGAAUACCGCUUACUGCAUCAUUUGGAAAAGUAGAUAAUGCUGGAGAUAGACGUGCCAUUUCGGAAAGUGUCUCUCCAGAUGUCGAUACACGAACCAGGUUUGUAAAAUUGCCGUGUAAGCAUUUCUUCUGUCGCAAUUGCAUGGUGACAUAUUCAACCAUGCAAGCAAAGGAAGGCGGGGCAAUACUAUGUCCGCAAAUAAAAUGCAGUGAACUAGUUCCUCCUGGUUUGAUUAAAAGCUUGCUUGGGGAUGAAACAUUUGAACAAUGGGAGUCACUAUUGUUUCAUAAGACACUUGAUUCAAUGUCUGAUAUAGUUUAUUGCCCUAGAUGUGAUAUGGCUUGUUUAGAGGACGAGGACCACCUCGCUCAAUGUACCGAGUGCUUCUUUACCUUCUGUAGUCGUUGUAGAGAUAAACUUCAUGUUGGAGUUCCAUGUAUGACACUAGAAGAGAAGCUUGAGUUCUUGCAGAAUCGUCAACCUGCACAGAGUGGUCAGCCUAUAAUGACUAAGCAACAGCUUAAAGAGCUGGACAGGAUUAGGAUAAAUGUGUAUGUUAAUGAGCAGGAAAUAAAGCGUAUUGCUAAAAAAUGCCCUAACUGCUCGAUGGCAAUUUUCAAAUGA
This is a messenger RNA of Papaver somniferum (opium poppy), 1356 nucleotides long. Its product is annotated as E3 ubiquitin-protein ligase RNF14-like. The transcript has 8 exons. Bases 1 to 1356 code for a protein of 451 amino acids. Gene Ontology annotation, molecular function: zinc ion binding; ubiquitin protein ligase activity; ubiquitin conjugating enzyme binding. Gene Ontology annotation, cellular component: cytoplasm; ubiquitin ligase complex. Lineage: Eukaryota; Viridiplantae; Streptophyta; Magnoliopsida; Ranunculales; Papaveraceae. Gene Ontology annotation, biological process: ubiquitin-dependent protein catabolic process; protein polyubiquitination; positive regulation of proteasomal ubiquitin-dependent protein catabolic process. The record is from RefSeq and is a predicted model, not a curated record.